UCCGCCUCCAUCGGCCGGACCCACCUCUUCUGCACCACCGGCGGAGCAGAGUUUCUGGGCCACGUUGUAGAGUCCCCCGGGACGGAGCUAGGUUUCUCCGGCGGUGGCGCUUUGUCUCUCGGGGUGGUUAACGCAAACGCUGGUCCAUACAGUGGUAGUAACGAUGAGGGAAACAUCACCGUUAAGAGGGUUUCCGUGAACGCUAACGCUGUAGCGGCGGAGGAGACGCCGGAAUCCUCGAAGAAGAUCGCUGAUACGUUUGGGCAACGGACUUCGAUCUACCGAGGAGUCACUCGACACAGAUGGACGGGGAGAUACGAAGCGCAUCUAUGGGAUAACAGCUGCAGGAGGGAGGGUCAGGCCAGGAAAGGUCGUCAAGGUGAUUCACAUUUCUUUUUCCAAGUAAUUUACAAUCUUAUGAGAAAACCAUUACAAAAGGUUGGAACCAUAUUUAUGCUUAGAAUUUAGAAUUAUGCACUAAGAAGACGUAAGGGUCCAUUCGAAUCUUAGCUAUCCAUGGUCUUGGGAAUCUAACUCAUCAACAAUU
Molecule: messenger RNA, 547 nt
Organism: Tarenaya hassleriana
Lineage: Eukaryota; Viridiplantae; Streptophyta; Magnoliopsida; Brassicales; Cleomaceae
Product: AP2-like ethylene-responsive transcription factor AIL6
Exons: 2
Biological process (GO): regulation of DNA-templated transcription
Molecular function (GO): DNA-binding transcription factor activity
Source: RefSeq, a predicted model, not a curated record